AUGGCUAGGGAGCUAGAUGACAUACAUAUUGUCCUCGGUAAAAAACAUUAUCGCUCCUCCGUCAGCACCUUAUCUCAGUCAAGGUGGAAUUCCACCGUGGAACAGCUAAUCGACUCUUUUGGCGAAUCUCCCCUCCGCUCCAUACGGUUCCUCGAAAACCUAAGCAACCUAUCUAAGGAAGAUGUCCAGUGGUCUGUUGCACGAGACGCCAUCAUUCAUGCGCGUCAAAACCGCUCCAACGGUAGUAACGAAGCCCUCCCAUAUGCCCCCAAGGAUGUAGAGAGAGCCGCGCAGAGCCUUGGGCAUCCCAUCAAAACUCGUUGUAAUAGGAAGCGCGACGCUGAUGUCGCACCUGCGCCGCCGCCAAAACGCCAUUGCCCCGGUGAAAAGCACAGCGACGUGCCGUCGGUUCUCCGGGGCUUUGGUUUCGACCCGGACCGCAUCCCUGCUCUCGCUGCCUUUCUCGAGGCGCCCCUCGUCAAAGACAGCAGCGCCGUGGAGCCGACGCUGGAUACCGAGCGCCCGCAGGUAUCCCCGUGGCAGCACUGGAAUCGAGAGCACACUUUUACGGACGUGUGCAAGAGCAUCUUGGCCGAUGUGAUGGAUCCCGGCAAGGGUCAGGUCUGGUGCGCUGAUCAGGAGCUGAAGCCAUCCGACGCCGACAUCCAACAGGAAAAGUCAAGUAUCAUGACAUCCAUAAUGAUGCCAGACACCAGCGCCGACUCCUGCCCCCGCUCGUACAUCAUGAACGCGCCUGCGCAACGCCUUGAGUCGGACAGAGCAUUGCCGCAGACGCUCGGAAAGCGCACGAUGCUGGAAGUCCAGGAAGCGAGCGCCAACGUGACGCCGCGCGGCGUCUUUGUAGAUCUGCACCACGGCAAGCUCCCCCCCGACACCACGUACGGCAUGGAAACCCUUUGGGGCGGCCCCAAGCUCUGGCUCUUCUACCCGCCCAGCCCAUCCAACCUCACCGCGCUAGCCGCCGCGUCCGGCCAGCGAAACCGACUGCAGAGCUGCUGCCGCCACCACGAUGCGGCGGCGCAACGUCGUCGUCGGCUGAGCGGAGGCUUCGCCAUCCUGCAGCGCGCGGGCGAGACCCUGCUGCUCCCGCCCUACUGGCCGCACGCCACCUUCGCGCUCGGCGACAGCAUACUCGCCGGCCACGAGGUCUCGUUCGCGGAGGAGCUGCCGAAGGAGCUGCGGCACGUCGGACUGGACGUGACGAGGGCGGCGGCGGAAGCGGGCUCGGAGAGGGACGCCAGAGCGCAGGUGAAGAAGCACGUGGAGGGCUUGGUCAAGCGGGUUGAGAAAGCGCUGCUGGCGAAUUGCGGAGAGGAGGAGGAGAAGAAGAAGGGCACCCGCCACGCCAUCUACAGGGCCUGGGUGGCGCAGAAGGAGGCACUGGUCCCGCUGCUGGACAAGCACGACAAGGCGAACAAGGCGGCUAAAGCGUGGAUGGACGCUCUGAAAGCGGAGGGGCGGCGUGAGGCUGUCCGUCUGGUCGAGUGCCCGUUCUGCGACGAGGAGGACUUGGAUCUGGUGGCGCACAUCGACGCCGCGCACGUGAAGGGGAAGAGGCGCCGGCAGCAGUAG
Messenger RNA from Lasiodiplodia theobromae, 1593 nucleotides. RefSeq names its product RING finger protein (Zin). Bases 1 to 1593 code for a protein of 530 amino acids. The record is from RefSeq and is a predicted model, not a curated record. The transcript is spliced from 2 exons. NCBI's taxonomy places the organism in Eukaryota, Fungi, Ascomycota, Dothideomycetes, Botryosphaeriales, Botryosphaeriaceae.